AUACACCAAUGAAGUGGGUGCUUAUCAUCAUGUGGCGUAUAGUGACCUCGAACCGGCGCAGUCAAGUCUAAUAUCCGACGGAGCAGUCACGGGCCCCUUCUUCUCUUCGACGGGAUUAUGAGUCAGAACGUGAGUGAACCUGUUUCUGAGAACAUCUAUCAAUGUUUCGGGCUGUUUAUUGUGAUUUACUUCUAUAUUCUUCGUUGUUGGAGAUAUUCAACAAAUAUAUUGCCGCAAAAUGAAGUUCUUGAUGCAAGACGAGGAUCGGUACAAUGAAGGCUAUAAGAUAUUGUUAGAAAGGUUGGAACGAAGAAGAUGGUCCGAGGAGUGGGCCAACAACGUGUUUCCAGGCGCCAUAGUACAGAAGUUAGCAUCGAAGCCUAACCAAUCCCAAGGGGCUGAUGAUGGCGCUAUUUGUUCACUAGGUAUAGGCACAGGGAAUGGGGAGUAUGAACUGCACCUUCUGAAGCAGCUUUCAUCCAGGUUUCCUCGAAUCAAGCAUGUAGUCAUCGAGCCAUCUCAUGAUUUCAUCCAGGAAUACCAGACCGAAGCAGCAAAUGUUCCUUUCACUGGUUCUAUUGAGUUUGAAUGGUAUGAGGGGACAUUUCAGGGGUACAAAGAAAAGACACUUGAUAGUGCCGAUGGUAGAUUCGACUUUAUCAGCGCCAUACACAGUUUGUAUUACGCUGACAACGCAAGAGAGACAGUGAAAUUACUCUACGACUGUCUUGCCCCUGGAGGUAUGAUGAUGAUUGACAUGACUGACGACGUGUCUUGUGGACAGGGGAUGUGGACAGAUUUCCCAGAAUUGCAACAAAUGUUCACCUCCAAAAAAUGGAUCUCCAACUCCGAUGUGACUGCCGCACUUCAGGACAUGAACAUACCAUUCUCUCGUCUUGUGAACCCAAUUUUCUUUGACAUCACUGACGUCUUCGAUGAAACUUCAUGGGAGGGAGGCCUUCUGCUUGAUUUUUUCACACAAGUUUCCAACUUUCGCCAGACUGAUAGUGACCUGGUCAAGAGGGUUUUACAAUUUUUAAGGAUGAAGUCCAAGGAGCACAUGGCCACGGUCGAGGGAGCGGAUAGCGGAGAUAGCGAUCGACUCAAACUCAAAAGAGUAUGGGAAACCUUGAUCAUUGAAAAGCCAUCUAAAAACUAGGACACCUCAUCAGUAAUUUUGUUACGAUACUAUAGUCUAGUCUUGCAAAAAUGUCAAAUGAAUGUUUAAAAAGGCCAAAGAUGGGGAGAAAAUUAGAAACCCUGUGACUACGGAACACAGACAUGGUAUCAUUAGCGGCAUCUUUCUGCCGGCCAUUCGCAAGUUUGUAAGCCUGGGUCAUGUGUCACAAAGCUGUUCGUAAAUUGGGCAAUUCCAUUUAGCUUUUUACAAAUUGUACAAUAUAGUCAGGAUGGAUUCUUCGUUCACAUGAUUUUAUACAGAUAUCUUCGAUUUAUCUCAAUUAUCAAGCUUAUGCAAGUGAAUUGCGAUUCAUAUUACAUUACAUUGAUUUAAACUCUCACACAAGCUCAAGUAUAUUUCUAAAGGAAAUCGAUGUGAUCAAACAUGUGUAAGUAUAUACAUUAAAUAGUGGUACGCGAAUGAGGAAAUCUUUAGGCCUACUUUAUCUCAAAGUCACAAUUUCUUUUGUGUUUUAUCAUGAUAUUCCAAAAAGAUUAUUUCUAUUCUGGUUCCAAAACUUCUCUUGGAACGUAUAAAACUUUUUGUAGAUUCAUUGUAGUUUCUGUAUUAUACUUUUUUAUAUUUGACUUUUCAUACAUUGGUGUGUGGUGUGUGACUUAUCCUGCUCCCUAUUAGCAUUCUAGUUUAUAUAUACUGACAAUGUUAUGGUGGUCUUCUGAAAAUGUGCAUGAUUAUCUCAAAAUGUUGUAAACACUUCCAUUUAUAUCCGUGUUGCAAUGUUGAAACUUUUUUUUUCUUUAUAUCUUCAAAUCAUCUUGAUAACCAUGUUUCGGGGUACUUGGCAUUGAUAUAGUGGAUUCCAUAUUAAUCUUCAGCUUUAAGUAUGUUAUUUUUACACUCUUUUUCUUAUAUCAGGAUUGAACUUGGCCUUUAAACCUCUAUGUAGUUCUGUGUGGUAAAAGAAAGCCGAAGGAUGAAACGAUGCUGUCUACUUUGUAAAGAAUUGAAAAGAAAAUGUAUUUUACUGUGUCUUUUUUUAAAUCAAAUACAAUAUAUGUUGUUAACAUAUUUUUUAAAGUAAAGUCAAAAAUUUAAAUGUAGGGUUACUAUGGUACGAGCAGGACGAGAUAUAUUUCAUCAUUUAUUUACAAGUCAUAAUUUUUUUCAAGGUAGAACGCUUAAACCAUAAUCGAGAUAAUUAUAUAUCUCAUCUACCAUUAGUUUGUCAAGUUUAUAAAGAUCACAGUAGUAGUAUUGUCGUUGUUGUUGUUUUAGCUUAUACGGUGCUUAUCAGUAGCGUAUAUUUGCGCCAGAUAGUAGUACUGUUAGUAGUUUCCUUUUCCAUGCUCAGUUAUUUUGUGGUGGUAAGGGUAGGGGUACGGAAAAGACUCGAUGAAAUAAUGUAUUCUUCUUAAUACAAAGAGCAUACUUGCAGAGAUACUGUUGCUCUCAAAGAACAUCUUACAAUCAUUUAUAUACAAUUAAAACUGCACUCUUAAAAAUGUUGGGUAACAUACUGUCCACCCAACAAUUGGUUAACACUUUAUCCAAUUUGGGUAUAGUUUUAAACCAAUAAUGUGUGCUUUGGGUGAAAACUACACAGUAUUGGUUGAAAACUACCCAAAAUAGGAUUUUUUAACCAAUCGUUGUGUGGACAGCAUGUUGUCCAACAUUAGAUGUACAAGAUGCAUUCAUUACCCUUUUAACUUACAUGGCUGAGAUAAGAUGAAGUUAUUAUUCUCACAAAGAAUGUACUUUUAAAGAUAUGGUAUAUUGAUUGCUUCAACAAAGAGUAUGACAAUAGGAUUACUGAAGGGGAAUUUGAACUUGGAUUUUUCUAAACCUUUAUUCAAUAAAUACAAUAUACAUAACUAUCGAAAAAACAACUAUCACUGAUGUACAAAGAGAGAAAUAUGAACAACUUGUACAGGGCUACAUGAAAAUGCACUGUUUGGAAGGAGUAUAUAGAGUAGAGUAAAAGUAUAAUACAAAUAUUCAAAGUGAUACUCAUAAAUACAUUUUGAAACAAAACAGCAGAGGUCGUACCAAGAUCAAAAGGAAAGCUUGUAUUACUGAAGUCCCAAUACAUGCGGGAAUCAUGCAUAUCAUAACAUUUAGGGUUUUUUUAAAGAUGAACUUUAAGGUCCGUAUUCUGAACUCGGGUUUAAAUAAACCCUGGUUUAAAGUUGUGGUUUAACUGUGGAUAGCCUAUUAUUAAACGUUCAGUUUAUUUACUCACAUGACACUAACAUUAUAACUGCUGUGAAUGAUAGCUGAAGUAGUUUUAUUCAUUAUGAAAUCUAAUUGAAACGAAAUAUUAAACAUAAAUAUACGA
Messenger RNA from Lytechinus variegatus (green sea urchin), 3476 nucleotides. RefSeq names its product histamine N-methyltransferase-like. The coding region runs from base 239 to 1159 and encodes 306 amino acids. The transcript has 5 exons. The record is from RefSeq and is a predicted model, not a curated record. NCBI's taxonomy places the organism in Eukaryota, Metazoa, Echinodermata, Echinoidea, Temnopleuroida, Toxopneustidae.